Molecule: messenger RNA, 3720 nt
Organism: Hyla sarda
Lineage: Eukaryota; Metazoa; Chordata; Amphibia; Anura; Hylidae
Product: calcium-activated chloride channel regulator 1-like
Exons: 18
Coding region: 1-3720 (1239 amino acids)
Biological process (GO): chloride transport
Molecular function (GO): intracellularly calcium-gated chloride channel activity
Source: RefSeq, a predicted model, not a curated record
AUGAGGAAUACACUCAGCGUUAUCAUAUUCCUUCACAUAGUCUCAAUAACCCAGACGUCAUUCAUCCGGCUGAAUAAUGGCAGCUAUGAAGAGAUUGUCAUUGCCAUCAACCCCGGAGAACAGGAAGAUGGCGCGCUUAUUGAAAAAAUUAAGGAAAUGGUGAACGAUGCGUCGUUGUAUCUAUUCCAAGUGACACAGAACCGGGUGUCCAUAGGAAAUGUGAAGAUCCUGAUCCCGUUAACUUGGAUGUCAACAAACAAGUAUACGGCCCGUACGAGAGAAACCUACCAGAAGGCGGAUGUUAUUAUUUCUAAUCCUGCUGUGAAUUCUGGUGAUGGCCCAUAUACCGUCCAGUACAGAGGCUGCGGGGAGCCGGGAGAGAACAUUCAUCUAACACCAAAUUAUUUGCUGAACACAAGUCUUUCCUCCAUGUACGGACCUCCAGGAAGAACGUUUGUUCAUGAGUGGGCGCACCUUCGCUGGGGAGUCUUUGAUGAAUAUAACACUAAGAUUCCCUACUACAUUUCUGGGGAACUUAAAGUGGAAGCUACCAGAUGCUCUGCAGGACUUAAAGGCAGUGACAUGAUAGAAGAAUGUAAGGAGGGUACCUGUUCACUUAGAGACUGCAAAAUUGAUCCCAACACCGGUCUAUAUGAACGAGGAUGUCUCUUUUUGCCUGAGAAGGUCCAGGAUGUGCAGGAAUCCAUCAUGUAUUCAGCAGCACUCCCUUCUAUAACAUCUUUCUGUAAUAGCAACAAUCAUAACAUCGAGGCUCCGAGUCUACAGAACCGGAUCUGUUAUGGCCGCAGUGCGUGGGACAUCAUCGUGAACUCUACAGACAUCAUCUCUACGUCACCGAGAUCCAGCAGCGGUCUACCUGCUCCUACAUUCACAUUACUGCAGUAUAAGCCAAGGGUGAUCACAUUAGCUUAUGACAUUUCUGGAAGCAUGGUUACGUCUAAUCGCAUCGGUCGGUUACUUCAGGGAACUGAAUUCUUCCUCUCUCAGAUUGUGGAGACAGGAUCUUAUGUUGGGAUCGUGGAGUUCGAUACUUUUGCAUACGUUCGUUCCCCGCUUGUUCACAUAAAGAGUGAAGGGGACCGGGAAAAAUUAAGAUCAGGGGUUCUUUUAGAAGUUUCAGAUUAUGUUGGGGAUCUCUGUAAGGGAAUCCGUGAGGCACUAAAGGUUAAUGAAGGGUUGGAUGGCUCGGCGGCUGGCAGUGAAAUAUUGCUGGCCUUUGAUGGAGAAUCAAACUUUGCAAAGUGCACCAAGGAGGUCUCAGCUAGUGGAGCCGUCAUACAUGUAAUGGCACUGGGCCCUGAUGCAUCAGCAGAACUUGAACAUAUUGCAGAUAUGACUGGAGGACAAAAACAUUAUAUCCCAGAUACAUCUAACGGAAGUGAUUUACUCAACGCCUUCAGUGCUAUCUCCAGUCAAAAUGGUGAUGUUACUCAACAGCCUGUCCUGCUGGAAUCUAGAAGUUUAGAUCUUGCCCCAGGAGGUUGUUUGAACGGCACCAUAUUUAUUGACAGCACAGUUGGCGCAUCCACUUUCUUCCUAGUAACAUGGCGGAGUACAGUACCCAGCAUCCAUCUGCAGGAUCCCAAUGGAAAAUGUUACACCGAGGCUGAAUUCAUCAAUAAUACUCAUUCUAGUUCAUCUAGACUUCAAAUCCCAGGAAAAGCGGAGACUGGGGCCUGGAAUUACUCCCUUUGUAAUAAUCUGGACAUAAAUAGAGAAGUAGGUAUAAUAGUGACAUCCAAGGCCGCGGGUGAAAAUGUGCCUCCAGUUACCAUAAAUGUCCAUAUGAACACGGACACAAAUGAUUACCCCGACCCCAUGAUCAUCUACACCUCGGUGCGCCAGGAUCUCCUGCCUGUGACCAACUUACAUGUGACAGCGACUGUAGAAGCAGAAAGUGGCCGUACGGUGACUGUAGAACUUCUAGACAAUGGAGCAGGUGCUGAUGUGUUCAGAAAUGAUGGCGUCUACUCAAGAUACUUUACUUCUUUCUCUGAAAAUGGAAGAUAUAAUUUAAAAGUCCACGUGGAAUCUCAAGAAGGAAAGAAUGGUCUUGUGCUGCUCAGAAGUCACGCUCUUCACAUCCCUGGAUACAUAGAAGAUGGCAGAAUAUUGCUGAAUCAUCCAAGGCCACCAGUCAGCGCUGAAGAUCUCCGUAUUAUUGUCGGCCACAUUAGUAGAAUGGCUUCGGGGGGCACCUUUAUAGUAAAUAAAGUACCGGCAGCACCACAAGUCAUCACCCACAAACCUUGUAGAAUUACUGAUUUGGAAGCGAAUGUGAAAGGAAACUCUGUGGUCUUAUUGUGGACAGCAACCGGUGGAGAUCUGGACCAAGGCCAAGCUUCACAAUACGACCUGCGGAUGAGCAGGAAUCCCAGAGAUCUCAGGGACAACUUCAAGGACUCCGCUUUAAUUGAUGUCUCCGGCCUGACUCCACAACGAUUUGGAUCCCAGGAAUCAUUCACCUUUCACCCUAGAAAUAUGUCUGAUAAAAAUGGAAUUGUUCUCUUUUUUGCCCUGACGGCCAUUAAUCAAAAGAAUCAGGAGUCAGAUAUUUCUAACAUAGCACAGACUGUGAUCCUCUCCAGCUCGAGCCCGGAAACGUCCACUGUCAUAUCCGUAACACCACAAGGCGUUUCUAGUUCCCAAAGUGGCACUUCUAUAUCACCACCUACAACCUCACAUACCACUCCUACCAGUGAAACUUUUCCUUCAACUGAUACCCCUAAAACAUUGUCCUUUAGCAGUUCUGUCACAUCUGUAAGCAUAUUCCCAUCCUCUAUAGUCACCUCGCCACCCAAUGGAGUCUCUGCUAGUAACUCAACUACUAGCGGGUGGAUACCAACGGAAAUCACCGGCACUACUGUUCUUUCAACAACUUUUUCCCAAACUAUUCCACCAACUACUAGCGAGAGGAUACCAACAGAAAACACCGGCACUACUGUUCUUUCGACAACUUAUUCCAAAACUAUUCCACCAACUACAAGUGAGAGGAUAUCAAUGGGAAACACCGGCACUCCUGUUCUUUCAACAUCUUUUUCCAAAACUAUUCCAACUACAAGCGAGAGGAUACCAACGGAAAACACCGGCACUACUGUUCUUUCGACAACUUUUUCCCAAACUAUUCCACCAACUACAAGCGAGAGGAUACCAACGGAAAACAACGCCACUACUGUUCCUUCAACAACUUUUUCCAAAACUAUUCCAUCAACCAACUUCACUCAGCCACCUAAUGGACCAGCCAAUACAGCGACUGACAGCUCUGUUACACCAACAAGCUCCGCAACUGGCGAAAGUGACUCUACUGGGACCUUGUUAACUAAAAACACAACUGUUGCUGCCCCAUCAACUAUUACACCUAACUCAUCUCCUGCUAAUAUAAAUGUGGAAAAAAAUGUGAACAUGAUCAACAUUAUGCUAGAGCUUAAUGGAAAGCAAAGAAAAGCCCAGCAAGAUCUUACAGUAAACCAAAGGAUUCAUUGUGACAAAAAAGUUAAGCUGCGCUGUGAGAACUUGUUUGCCACGAACCGGACACUUUCCGAAAGCUCGCUGAACUCUAGCAGCAGUUCUCUGGUGAAGCUUAAUAAUGGAGGUUACCAGGAUAUUGUUAUUGCCAUCAACCCGGCGGUACCAGAAAAUCCCAAAAUCAUUGAAAAUAUAGAGCACAUUGCUAUACCUCUUGUGCAUAUACUUAUCUAG